Messenger RNA from Klebsormidium nitens, 4615 nucleotides. NCBI's taxonomy places the organism in Eukaryota, Viridiplantae, Streptophyta, Klebsormidiophyceae, Klebsormidiales, Klebsormidiaceae. The record is from the annotation of a GenBank genome assembly.
GGAGAAGGGCGAGCGCGCCAGCAGCGCAAAGGGAUGCCAUUGUGCACCAAAAGCGCAGCUGAUUUGACGGCAGAGCUCCUUCUCCAGACGCCUUCAGCUCAAUGUGAGCUGAUUUAUAUAGAGAGAUUGCUUGUUGAGAUGAUGGCCGGAACAAGAAGCGACCUGCAGCGACCUGCAGGAAAUGAUUGGCUGGAGAGAACGGCUCGAAGCAGUGUGGAAGAAAUGAUGGCAGGAUCGCUGAUGAGGUUUGUAGCAGCAAGAAUGAUGGCAUCGGCGCGGCGGCCAGCUCUUGCCAUUGACAUCAGCGAUGAUGUCACCGGCCUCGGGGGAUCCCCCAGAUCGGCGCUGGCUUUUGACAUUGAAAUGGAGGGGCAAGGCAGCCCCAUCCCAAAGGGCUUGGAGAAGAGGCUGGCAGAGCGUAGCGAGAUCGCACGGCCCUACAGCAAUGAAGAGAUUGACCAGAAGCUGAUCUUGGCUGAGAAGAGGAGAAAGGAGUUCCUUGACUGGCUGUCCAACAAGGCGAAGCCAAAGCAGAAGAGCCCAGUCCCGGUGUCCUUCUCGAGCGAGGAAUUGGCGGCUAAGCUGGAGGCCCGGCUUUCUGCUGCAGAAGCGAAACGAACCGAGCUGCUCGCAAGGGACCAGGAUCGCCUAGCCGCCUACUUCGCGUCUCACGAGCAACGCCUAGCGCGCCGCCAGGGCAGCGCCGAGCGUCGCUGGGACGCCACCUGGCAGCGCCUCGUGAAGGCGGAACAGCGCAGGGCGGCGCUCCUGGAGGCGGAGCGGGGCAAGGCGGCGGAGCGCUAUCUGCAGGCACGAGAAAUUGCGCGGGCCGUUCUGGAGGCGCGCGACCAGGGCGCGCGCGCGCGGCAGGAGAAGCUGGAGGAGAAGCUGGUGCGCGCGUCAACGCGCCGCCAGCAGCUGCAGCAGGAGAGGGGCAGCCUCAACCUCAAGCGCCGGGCUUCGCACGGGGACAAGCUCAGCAGGAAACUUGCUAGGCACUGGAAGGCGUUCCGGCAGCAGAACAAGACGACCGCCCAGCUGGCGGAGGAGUUCCAGGCGUGUGACGUCAGCCAGGGGACCGCAACCAAGCUGCCGUUCGAGCGCUUCGCCGGGUCGAUCACGUCAGCAAAGACUGUCAAGGCUUCCAAGGAGCUGCUUGCAAGGCUAGAGACCAGGCUGCUGCUCUCGGACGGUUCUCACAAGGGCACGACGGUCGAGCAUUUACUCCGCCGCCUCUCCGAAGCGUCCCGCCCCCGUCGCAGCCCGUCUCCAAGCCCUUCCAGCAGCCCCAGAGUGCAUUCACACCGCAGCCCAGGAGCGCAUUCACACCCCAGCCCAGGCGUUCGCAGUGGCCUACGGAGCAGCCCAAAGGGCGUUCCGAGCCCCGGUGGGAACAGCCCCGCGGGUGUGAAUACCUUCUCGGAGCGGUACCCGGCGCGGGUGUUUCUGUGCGCGUUUAUGAUUUUGGGGCAUCAAGAGGCUGUGUUCAACGAGAGGGGUCCCCGGGAAGCCGCCCUGACUGAGGCCUCGAAGCGGCUCCUCCCUUUGUUCGAGGAGCUAGUGAUUACUGUUGUGGAGCGCAACUUCGAUUCGGGGGGCAGCAGCCCCAGAGAGUCGUACGAUGGACCUGCGGUUGCCGCGUCCUCUCCCCGGAAGAAGAGGUUUGCAGAGCAGCUCAAAGACUUCGACUCGGCGUGGCUGCACUACUUGGAUCAGUUCGUCGCCUGGAAGGUGAAGGACCUGGGCAGCCUGGAAGGGGACCUCAUCAAAGUGGCGCUACAACUGGAGUCGUCGAUGCACCAGUACACAAAGGCCUUGCACGGCGAAGAUGCGCCGCACCUCACCCCCGACCAAGAGGCGAUCCGCGUGCAAGUCUCCUCCGAUCAGGGCCUCCUGCGGGAGCGUAUCAACCGGCUUACCGGCGAAGAAGGUUUGGCACGCAUGGAAGCCGCGCUCGAAACCCUUAGAGCGCGCUUCAUCCAGCAGAGGGCCGAGGCCCAGUCCGGGAAUCCGCUAGACGUUCCCGUCGAGAUCGUACAGGUGGACUCGCUCGGAAACCGGAUCGGGAGUGAAGUCAGCGGUGACGUCAGCGGGAGGACGGCGCCGGUGGUCGGGGGUCUGUCGGCGGCAUUUGGCGGGAAAGCGGCCGAGGCGGGGGGGCAGAUUUCCGGGGGCGAACGGACCCCCCCGGCACGGAGCGGGUUCAAGUUUUCCCCAUCAAGGAAGCCAGCACCGCUAGAGGUUCCGGCUGACGAGCCCUCCGCUGCGGCGGACGCCAGAAGCUCUAGGGGUUCUGGAAAGUCGCCCAUUGCGAGGCGGCUGUUUGGCGGAAAGGAUACAGGAACCCCCUCGCUUAACCAAGAGGGUUAUGCUCCCCUCUUUACGCUCGGAAAGUCGCCCGUCCUGAGCAGGGCACCGCUGCUUUCGGCAGCCACUGAGACGCUGCCACGUGGCGGCUUCGAGAACAUCCACAUGGUCCACGAGCUGCUGUACGACCCCGACUGGCGGCUGAUGUCAGCUGCCACGUCAGCAGGGGCAAACGAGCCCGAUCCCGACGAUCCGGAGUUCGAUGUUAAUGUGUUCAAAUCGCGACUGGGGGUCGCGAUGGAGAAAGCGUUCUGGGACUCGGUCAAGGAGAAGUUAGUAGCAAACCCGCCGGAUUGGGCGCGCGUGGUUGGGUUAGUGGCGGAGGUUAGGGGAGAACUGGAGGGGUUAGUGCCGGCAAAGUGGAAGGAAGAGCUCACGGAAAGGAUGGAUACGGAGCUUUUGCAGCAGAUUCUCGAGAACAACCCUACCGUCGACUACACCCACCUCCUUGGCCUCCUCCAUUAUGCUGCUGACGUCAUCAUUCGCCUCGGCGCUCCCGCCCGCGACGAAGAAGCGAAGGCCUCGCUCCAGGCCCUGCUCUCCGAGCUCUCUUCCGGCGGAACGGCCUCGAGCGGAACGGCGGGACAGGACGGAACGGAACGGAGCAGGGCGGCGGACACGGUGGUGAAGGGGCUGAGGUACGUGUUCGAGAGGCUGAGGGUGCUGAAGCGUGACGUCAGCAACGCGCGCCUACGCGCGCUCGCGCCGGUGCUCCAGGGGAGUGCGGGGGUGGACUACGAGAGGAGGUGGUUCAUCGAGCGCUACCCCAAAAUUGCGGAAGACGUCCACGUGGCGCUGCCCAGAACGGUGACGUGGCUGGCUGACGUCAGUGCCAGCGUCGGCGCAGCCCGGACGGAUCAUGAGGCGGCGGAGGCAGUCGCCACAGCGGCCGGGUUGCCUGGCCGAGCUGUUGUUCCUCUCCCCCCCAUGCGCACAGGGCUGUCCCGGACCCCCCCUCCGAGAUUGGGAGAAGCGGGCACUCCCCCAACCCCAGAAGCCUCAAAACCCGUUGACUGGACCGCCCCAAGCACGCUGGUUAAGCUGGGUUUGCUCAGAUUCGCCUCGCUAACUCAGGGGGUUACCGAGGAAACCCUCCCGGAGACGUUGCAACUAGAUACGGGCAGAAUCCGCGAAGUGCAGAACGGGUACCAGCGGGUUUUGGUUAUGGUUACUGGGUUGCUGCUAACCCGCCAGGUGCUCGCGAGCAGGGGGGUGAAACCCGGGGCAAAGCUGGAGGCGGUUGUCGAAACCGCGCAGAAGCGGUUAGCUAACCUGUUGGAUAACCCGGCGGUCAACUUGGCAGCAGUUGGGAAGCUGCUUGCAGAGGCGGUGGGCGAGGGGAUCAAUUCGGAAGACUGGGCUGACGUGGGGGAGAAGCAGAUGACGUCACUUUUGGCAAAAGCGACGAGGCCGGACGACGCGAUCUUUUUUUUGGUGGGGAAGGCUCUGACGGCUGCUCUGCGGGGGGCUGUUUUCGCUGGGGCGAAGACCCCUUUGGGAAAGGCGCUAGCUUUGAUUGCGCUCAAGCGGGCUGGGGCGAGUCUAUUGGUAGAGGAUGUUUUAGGAUUGGCGGAAAAGAUUGGGCGAACGGCUGACAUAAACAGCCGCAUUCAUGGGGACUGGUAUACCCAGCUCCUAGUGGACGAAAUUUAGUUGUCCGGGGUGCCAAGGUCCAAGGGCGGAGCAAACCGCAUUACAAGCUUUGUACAGAACAUGGUCAUACGUAUUCGCUAAAAGCCCGCACAUGCUGCACGUAUAGCAGUGGCGUCUUACUAUUCGCAGGUUGCACUUAGUGUGCCAUGCAUAAUUGAUAGUCGCUGAUAUCACGCCACGCGUCGAAUGCACACUAUUAAUUUGUAGCAAGUCUGGAGAGCACUGAUUAGAGGGCCUGGCAGACUAUGUUCCAUCUAUGUACAAGCUAAGCUCAUUGGAACGGUUGGAAGGUUCUUAGUGUUGAAUGAGAUGUAAUCGUUCACUUACAUCCCAUGUGGGGUGAGUCCAAUAGCCUCGUUCAGUCUAGCUAGUCAAAUAAGAAGGUGUUGGAAGGUAGCGAGCAAGAUAUAUAGGAGCCCUAGGUCGGAUACGGUUUAGAACUUAGGGUGUGCGAUUGGUAUCAUUGUGAAUACCAUGUCUUGUGUACGGACGGUAGCUUCCGUCCAGGCUAACUAGUCAUCAGGAUGUACAACCUACUUAGCUUCGAAUUACUCCAGAUAUUGGUUCUUACGUUCGAAAGCCAAUUCAAUGCAUG